Psammomys obesus (fat sand rat) is the source of this 981-nucleotide messenger RNA. RefSeq names its product olfactory receptor 226-like. Gene Ontology annotation, biological process: G protein-coupled receptor signaling pathway. NCBI's taxonomy places the organism in Eukaryota, Metazoa, Chordata, Mammalia, Rodentia, Muridae. The record is from RefSeq and is a predicted model, not a curated record. Gene Ontology annotation, molecular function: olfactory receptor activity; G protein-coupled receptor activity. Gene Ontology annotation, cellular component: membrane.
AUGGAGCAGAGGAACCACAGUGGGCAAGUGAGUGAUUUUGUGUUGCUGGGUUUCCCAGCUCCUGCAGCACUACGAGCACUGCUGUUUUCCCUUCCCCUGGCCUACGUGUUGGUGCUGACUGAGAAUGCACUAAUCAUUACAGCAAUUAGGACACACCCAACCCUCCACAAACCCAUGUAUUUUUUCUUGGCUAAUAUGUCAUUCCUGGAGAUUUGGUAUGUCACUGUUACGAUUCCUAAGAUGCUUGCUGGCUUCAUUGGUUCCAGACAGAACCAUGGGCAGCUGAUCUCCUUCGAGGGCUGCAUGACACAGCUCUACUUUUUCCUGGGCUUGGGCUGCACUGAGUGUGUCCUUCUUGCUGUGAUGGCUUAUGACCGCUAUGUGGCUAUCUGUCACCCCCUCCACUACCCUGUCAUUGUCAGUAGCCGACUGUGUGUGCAGAUGGCAGCUGGAUCCUGGGCUGGAGGUUUUGGCAUCUCCAUGGUUAAAGUUUUCCUCAUUUCUCGCCUGUCUUACUGCGGCCCCAACAUCAUCAACCACUUUUUCUGUGAUGUUUCUCCAUUGCUCAACCUCUCAUGCACUGACAUGUCCACAGCAGAGCUUACAGAUUUUAUCCUGGCUAUUUUCAUUCUGUUGGGGCCGCUGUCCGUCACUGGAGCCUCCUACUUGGCCAUCACCGGUGCUGUGAUGCGCAUCCCCUCAGCUGCUGGCCGCCAUAAAGCCUUUUCCACCUGUGCCUCCCACCUCACUGUUGUGAUCAUCUUCUAUGCAGCCAGUAUCUUCAUCUAUGCCAGGCCCAAGGCACUCUCAGCUUUCGACACCAACAAGCUUGUCUCCGUACUCUACGCUGUCAUUGUACCAUUGCUCAAUCCCAUCAUUUACUGCUUGCGCAACCAAGAGGUCAAAAGGGCGCUACGGCGCACUCUACACCUGCAUCGGGGCCAGGAUGCCAACGCCAAGAGAUCUGGCAGAGAUGGUUAG